AAUCUCGUGAGACCUCCCGGAAAAAGCACAAUAGCAACAAAUGUGGAAAUUCUCAGUUUCUUGCCGCCAGAGAAGUUUCGACCAAAUACAAGAAAUUGGAAGCAACAGGAAUUGUUAUGGCUUCUUGUGGUCACGACGUUGUUCACACUGCUGUCGAAAUGCGCGAGGGAGAAACAUUUAGAGAUACUUUGGCAGCGCAUAUUAAAUGCAGGGAUUUUAAUGCAAAGUUCUUGAUCAACGACGUCAUUUGUCAAUAUUGGGAUUUUGCGAGAAAUAUAGGAUUCCUUUUGCCAAAAUACAAGUAUCUGACGGAAAAUAUGAGUCCGUUUUUGUCGUAUGUGCAUGGUCAAGCGCACGGCUGGUAUUGUCAAGUUAUAUAUUUUGGCCACUGGAAGGAAGGCGCAUGUAUGUUGUUAGGGGAAGAAACAGAACGCUUUUUUUCGAUUUAUGGACCAUUCCAAAAUUCAACCAAAUGCAUUAGCGAAGGAAACUGGAUUGACUUUUUCACUUGUGCAGGCUUCUAUAUAAAUGAAAGAAAAGAGUGGAACAUACCACGAAUAAUAACAAUUAGAAUGUUCAAGGCUGUUGCUGGACUGAAAUUCUACACAGCUCGUUUCCAAAUGUUGUUGGAUGCAAACCAGUUGACCGAGGAAGAUUUGCCAUCCAUUCAAGAGGAACUGAUAAAAGAAGCUUUCGAAUACAAGAGUGGAUCAAAGCGGAAGACUACAACCGAUAUUUCCACACUACAAGAUGAGUUAGAAUGGUUACAUUACGAGUGGAUAAAUGUAAAAAACAGAGUGUCUGCCGUAGCAGAGGGGUGUAAAUGGAGAACGAAGUUGAGGAGGAAGCAAGGGACCUUAUACGCUUCAGCAGGGGAAAAAAUAUUGGAAAUCAACAAGCUGAUCACAAAAACUCGCCCCAAAACCACCGAAUUUGUGAAUCAAGAUCUUGAAGAAACUCCUCUUGAACUCGUUACCAUAGAACAUUUUGAAGAAGGUCAAGAUCUUGAAGAAACUCCUCUUGAACUCAUUACCAUAGAACAUUUUGAAGAAGGGAUUUUCCCUUGGGAACCAGCUAGCCUAAGGCCGUAUAAGGAAAAAUUUAAACUCGUCGACUGUUGGCAUAAGCGGAAUAGAAACAAGGAACAAAUUGAGCUUUCGUUCCUGGAAAUGUCACAAUUCAUCACUUCUGUUGGUUGUAGCAUCAACUCAUUAACCACUGAAAUAAAUGAGCUAAAACACAAACUUUCCACUGAUGAGAUCCUGCUUGCUCACAUAUUUCUAAAGGCUCAGGAAAUCAGGCGAUUAGAAGACCUCCGAGAAGUUGCAUUAAGUUACGCAAAAUUUUACAGGAAAGAUGUAGUAGCGGAAGAAGUUCCACAAUUUCUAGACGAUGAAGAGGAUGAUGAUGAAAUACAAGAGGAUGAUGAUGAAAUGGAAGAGGAGGAGGAUGAAAUGGAAGAGGAGGAGGAUGAAAUGCAAGAGGAUGAAGCUGAAGGAUUAAUUACUCAAUAAUAUUGUCAACCUAAGAAUGUGUGCAUUUGCGUUUUUUUUAAUAAACA
Messenger RNA from Daphnia magna, 1561 nucleotides. RefSeq lists its product as uncharacterized. Lineage: Eukaryota; Metazoa; Arthropoda; Branchiopoda; Diplostraca; Daphniidae. Bases 117 to 1514 code for a protein of 465 amino acids. The transcript has 7 exons. The record is from RefSeq and is a predicted model, not a curated record.